Sphaerodactylus townsendi is the source of this 1746-nucleotide messenger RNA. RefSeq names its product testis specific 10 interacting protein (gene TSGA10IP). The transcript is spliced from 8 exons. The record is from RefSeq and is a predicted model, not a curated record. Gene Ontology annotation, biological process: cilium organization. Lineage: Eukaryota; Metazoa; Chordata; Lepidosauria; Squamata; Sphaerodactylidae. Gene Ontology annotation, cellular component: ciliary basal body; photoreceptor connecting cilium; cilium. Bases 1 to 1677 code for a protein of 558 amino acids.
AUGCUGAACCCUCAUCGCCAGUCAGUGCUGACCAACGCAUGUAUCAAACCCUCUGUGGACCCCCUUAACCGGAUACCUGGCACCAUCUAUGAACCAAAAGGGCAGGUUCGACUCUUGGGGCUGAUUUCGGAAAAUUGUCCUUUGCAGGAAGACUAUUUGGAUGCUGGAGAUGGAAAGCUGAUCUGUAUGAAGCGAACAAAGAAGAAGAGUGCCACCUCGAUUGGGAAGAGCAGCAUGGAGCCGGAGAAAGAAGGCCUAAAUUUCACUGAUGCCUCAAACAGACGGCCAGAUUCCAAGCCAAGCAGGCAAGUGGUUGAGCCCAUACCACGCCCCAAGACCUUCUCCCCAUGCCCUUUGUCGCCUCCUGAGCACCUCAGACAAUCGAGUUCAGGUUCAUUUCCAUUCCACUGGAUGUGGGAGAGAUUCUCUGUCGAUGGCCAAGCCGUAUACCAACAGCGGUCCUUAGAGAAGGCUAAGAAGAAUUCCUCCAAGGAUUCCAGGAGCUCUGCUUGCGAGUCGUUUAGCACAUCAGAGCCAAACUCGAGCUCCACCAGGAUCUCUAGAGACAACUAUUGCCUGGCUGAACGUGGGACAUCAGGACGUUCCAGGGAGCUCCGCUAUAAGCAUCAGAAGCACCACCAGUUCAUGGGCCCACCUCCCGGGAGUUCCCUUUUGCCUCUGUACUGGAAGAUGGAGGCUCGGUCUGAGGCUCGGAAGCGCCAACUGCGCCAGGAACGCCAGCACUGGCUCCAACUUGCCCAGCAAUUGCUGAGCCUUGAAGAUCGGUCCCCCUGGUAUGAGAAAAGGCUCUCAGCCAAGAAGCUGGAAGAGAAACUGAGAGCGGAACUUCUCUGCCUGGCCACAGAACCCAUGGAGCCCAGUUCACAAAGGAACAAAAUCAAGGCCAAGACCGCCAAGGAAGAGCCAACAUUCAAACCCACCAUCAACCACAAGAUCCCCAAUUUCAAGAAUUUGCAGAAGCGUUUCCAAGAACAACUUGAGCAAAAGAAAGAUCAAGCAAAACUCACCGUCUGUAAGCCUUUCCGCCUUACCUCUGCUGGCAGCUCCCAAUCAUUCUCUGGGGAAGAGGACAGACAGGAUCAAGAAGACCCUUUUAAUGAAGUUGGCAACUUCUAUGGAGUUAACUGGAGGGCUCAGUCUUGCCCAGACUUUGGUCCUCCUAGUAUUUGUCCAGUGAUGCACACCAAAACCUCUGAUAAGCGACAAGAGGCCAACAGACAGCUGCUGCUAGAAUGGGAACGGCGGGAACGGCAGGAGAAGCUGCGGGCUGAGUUUCGCAGGCUCAAGGAACAGCAAGUGCAGCAGGAAGUGGCCAAGUGCCUGGCAGCUUACCGGAGCCCAGGCCACCCUGCCUUGAUAGUCCAGAAAAAGAGGAAGGAACUCCGGAGGCAGGAAAAGCAACGCAUGGAAGCAUAUUCCUUGCAGCUGCAAGAGAUGCAGGACCGUGUGGAGAGCCGGCCGUAUCUCUUUGAGAGAGUCAUGCAGGCCAAUGCCCGUCAGGCUGUGGAGCGGCGUUUUUCCCAGGUUCUGUCUGCUCUGGGCAUUGAUGAAGAGAUGCUGUGGAAGCAUGCUAUCCGGCAGACUGCUACCAAAUACUCUUCCAAGGCCAUGCGCAAGAGAACAAAUUCUCCUGAUGACUUCUCAGAGCAAAUCUGACAGCUAAGAGAGAAAGAGAGAGAAGAUCAUCACGGACCACCAUGUAUCCCGGCCUUACAGUCAUGGAAC